UGCUGAAUUAUGUGCCAGUAUACACUUAGCGGAGAAACAGAAGGGAGUCGCCGAUUGGACGGUGAACCAUCACCAGCUCACGAUGAGUGAUGAAUCAAGAGGGUAGCGGUUCGACCUCAACAUGUGCUCCACUCGAAGCUCCAUUUAAUGACGGAAGUCUCACGUCGCCUCCGAGCUUUCCAGUGGUGAGGCUUCUUGGGACCCCUCCACCGGCAGGAUGGCUUAUCUCUUCUUCCUUAUCGCCGAGACGACCAUCUGAGGAAACUCGAAAAUCACGCCAACGAGAGCUCUUCCAUUCCCGUCAGUUUCGCAUUUCGCAAUCGGUUGAAGUCUUGGCUUGCGAUGAGAGCGCACCGACGGAGGCCAGAGGUCACAUUGGGUUGUCCCCAUGUGAGUUUGUUCACCAUUGCAGCCUCGACAUCUCCCGACCUACCAUAAUAAGACAACUCCGCACCUAUCCCGGCGCUCGAAUUCGCUUUCCCCAGUUGCCUUUUUUCCUUUUCUUUUUUUCAAAUACGGCAUCCGCUCUUCCCACUCUAGCAUCCCGGCCCAUCCCCAACAGAAACAGGACCCUGCCCCGCAAUCCUCCACUCCAUGGCAGGCAGAACACACCAGGGAUUGCUGUCUACACCUGUCUUAGCCUUUGAGCCACCGCCGGCGCUGCGUGGCUCUUGUCGGUGGCGGGGGGCGUCACGUGUUCGCCAGAUGGCCAGAGAUCGAGAGCUUC
This is a messenger RNA of Colletotrichum navitas, 727 nucleotides long. RefSeq lists its product as uncharacterized. The transcript has a single exon. The coding region runs from base 90 to 647 and encodes 185 amino acids. The record is from RefSeq and is a predicted model, not a curated record. Lineage: Eukaryota; Fungi; Ascomycota; Sordariomycetes; Glomerellales; Glomerellaceae.